GAAACGAUUCGACAGAGAAACGUACGGUUUCCCUAGCAACAAAAGCUUCUAUGACGCAGAAGGUCGUGAACUCAGACUGUGGUCCUAUGACGGUAAAUCACUUCCGCCGUUUGGCGACAGGGGACCCAAGCAGAUGAAAGAUCUACAACUCCGAGAUGACGACAUCAUUUUGUGCGGCUACCCCAAAACAGGUGAGAGGUCACGUGGCUGUCAUAAUACAAAACAUCAUGUUGGAGUGUGUGUGUGUGUUUUGUUUUUUUUUAAGGUCAGAAGAUUGAGAAGGUAUGUCUAUGUGCUAAAUGAUGGUAUGUGGGCUUGAAACAAGCGCCCGAUCUACAUCAACACAAUGACCCCACAUCAACAGACUUCACACACACACACACACACACACAGAGUUCAGUUUGUGAAUGUAUGUGUUGUGUGAACUGUUUUGGUGUCUCGUUAUGAGUGAGCGUGUGAUUGGUAUUUGGGUGGAGUUUGGGGGGGGGGAUCGAUGGGGAUGUGUUUGAGAGGUUUGACUCUGUGUGGCAUGUGAAGAUGUUUGGGAUGUAAAGGUGUCUGUGUGUAGUGUCCCCACGUUGUGGUAUAUAUGGUUUUGGUGGGUAUCCUGAAGUGUGGUUUAUGUGGGGUGAAUAUAUGUGGGGGUGUCCUGAUGUGUGGGGGUCAAAGGUGUGUUAAUUGUCAUGCUGUGUGGCUUGCUCGAGCUCAGGGGGGGGGUGGGAUCUUAGGAUGUGCGGUAAGUCUUGGGUAAAGGAGUUUUGCCGUGAUUGUAGAUACGUGUGGGGAGACGUGAGUGGGAAGUUUAUGAUGUGAGGAAUGUGUGGGGAGAAGGUUUCUGGGACGUCACAAUGUGAGAUACCUGCGGCGAGAAGGUUUGUGGGAUGUCACAAAUGUGAGAUACCUGUGGCGAGAAGGUUUGUGGAAUGUGUCAAUGUGAGAUACCUGUGGCGAGAAUGUUUGUGGGAUGUCACAAUGUGAGAUACCUGCGGCGAGAAGGUGUGUGGGAUGUGUCAAUGUGAGAUACCUGUGGCGAGAAGGUUUGUGGGACGUCACAAUGUGAGAUACCUGUGGCGAGAAGGUUUGUGGGAUGUCACAAAUGUGAGUUACCUGUGGCGAGAAGGUUUGUGGGAUGUCUUAAUGUGAGUUACCUGUGGCGAGAAGGUUUGUGGGAUGUCACAAUGUGAGUUACCUGUGGCGAGAAGGUUUGUGGGAUGUCUCAAUGUGAGUUACCUGUGGCGAAAAGGUUUGUGGGAUGUCACAAUGUCAGUUACCUGUGGCGAGAAGGUGUGUGGGAUGUCACAAUGUGAGAAACCUGCGGCGAGAAGGAUUGCGUGAUGUGUCACAAUUGUAUGCCCAACACCCCAUUCAAAUCCCACAGGCUGUCAUUGGACCUGGGAGAUCAUCG
Lymnaea stagnalis (great pond snail) is the source of this 1405-nucleotide messenger RNA. The record is from the annotation of a GenBank genome assembly. NCBI's taxonomy places the organism in Eukaryota, Metazoa, Mollusca, Gastropoda, Lymnaeidae.